Molecule: messenger RNA, 135 nt
Organism: Acaulospora morrowiae
Lineage: Eukaryota; Fungi; Glomeromycota; Glomeromycetes; Diversisporales; Acaulosporaceae
Source: the annotation of a GenBank genome assembly
ACUUCUGAACGUUGUGUUAGUUGGAUUAAGGAUCUUUUUUCUUUAAAACAUGAAAAGAUGGAAAUCUUUGAUAAUGCGCGUCAGAGUUACGGAACGGACAUGGAUUGCAUCGUGGUUCAGUUACCUUCCCAGUAG